CACCGAAAAACUUCAGAAAUACCAAAGAUUCUUACUUUUUGGCAUUCGUUAAUUCUAAAGUUUUAUUUAAACAUGUGAAAUGGAUGUCAUAUUAUUUAAAAUGCCAAGAAGAAUCUAAAACAAUGCAAUUAGGGAAACUCUACUCUCUAUACUCGGGAGGGUCGUUGUUGGUUUGCCUAUACCGCGGGCUCAUCUCCUUCGACUAUGCUUGAAUCGGAUCGUUCACGAUGUAACGCCAGAUUGAAGACGACCUCGAUGAUCUAGACAUUAUGGACCGUCAACGAAAGAAACCGAAAGAUUCAAACCAGUAUCACCAAAAUAAGGCCAACAUGACUGGAUCUAAAUCAAGGGAAGGAAAGGAAAUCCCACAGAGAAAAGCUAAGGACAACAUAAGCAAUGGCGGAUUGAUAGCAAAGCUUCACAACUUAGACAUUUCAUUGUCCGGAAAUUUAAGCUUUUGCGCGGACAAGGCGUCUGGACGAUGGAGAACACUCAUGAUAAUCUUGGAGAUAAGCGGACACGGAGUUCCGUGGAUAGCUGGGACUGUCUUUUCCAUCCUUAUGUUCUCAGAUUUGAAACAAGAGUUUGCAUGCAAUUUACUCCUUGCUCUGAUGCUUGAUCUAGCCGUAGUAGGCACUUUGAAAGUUGCUGUGCGACGGAAGCGACCUAUCUAUAACGAAAAGGAUAUGUUUGCGACAGUUUCUGUGGACAAUUAUUCGUUUCCUUCCGGCCACUCUACCCGAGCAGCAAUGGUUGCUGGUCUGUUUUCAGCAUUUUUGAGUGAUGGCUGUUGGAGGAUUCUUAUUGGCUUAUGGGCCCUGUGUGUAUCAGCGUCACGUGUUAUACUUGGUAGGCAUCACUUGAGUGAUGUGUUAUGUGGCGUUUUAAUUGGCUUGUUACAGGCCCGGACUGUUUUUGUAAUGUGGCUACCAAAUGACACUUGCCAGGAAUUGCUAACACUUGUGCCAUACUUUGGCAAACGUAGGCAUCAAGUGGCUGUGAUAUAGGCUAUAUCUUUGAUCGCCCUUUCUUGCAACAAGGGGCAGGGGAGGGGGAAAAUAUGGUUCCAUAAAGUCAGGGAAUUUUGCAUACAUUUGUAUGCUGGGGGACAUACAUGAAACUCUCCCCUCUCCCCAGGAUACAACUAACUCAAGGUACAUUUGAGCUGAACUUGUGAUACAUAAACCCUAGGGUACAAGCAUCUCUAGAAUUUCUCAGCUCUACAAGCUUAAUAACAGUAAUUGCAAUUUCGAAAGACAUGACUCAAAACUUGAAUGCAUUACUAAUACAGUGGAUGCUCUCUUAACAGAUACCCUUGUAAGCGGACAGCUCUACUAACAACCACCUUUGCUAAAUCCCAUUUGAACUCAUACAGACUAUGUAUUUACUCAUUCCCAUGAGUGUACAUUCUCGCAAGCAGCCACAGACACUUUGAGGGCUUACCAUUUAGACUUUGUUUUCCUUUGUGUUUAAGCUCCCAUAGGCGGACAACCGAAAGGAAAUCCCAUGUAUAUUGCGUACAUGUAGUGUUGCAGUUAAUACUGCAGUUAGAAUCUGUAUAUUUGUAUAGUACGACAUUAACCUUUUUACAGUUAUCACCAUUAUCAAAAACCAAAAACUUAUUUGAAACAGUGGUAUUUUUUGCAUUCCCAAUCUUUACUGUUAGCUGGGCAAGCACCUGUGAGUGGGCAUAUACACCUUACAACUCUAGUGGCCGCUUACAAGAACCAUUCUUGUAAGUGGCCAGUCCCAGUUACAUAUACGAACACCUCUUUUGCGUCCCAAAGGUGUCCAAUUACUAGAGCUUCCACUGCAUUCAUAGCCUGCGAACGCAGACGUAUUUCCGGCUGUCGCUUGUGUCCGCCGAAAAUAACGUCUGCGAACCCAAGCCAG
Orbicella faveolata is the source of this 1893-nucleotide messenger RNA. RefSeq names its product polyisoprenoid diphosphate/phosphate phosphohydrolase PLPP6-like. Gene Ontology annotation, molecular function: sphingosine-1-phosphate phosphatase activity. The record is from RefSeq and is a predicted model, not a curated record. Lineage: Eukaryota; Metazoa; Cnidaria; Anthozoa; Scleractinia; Merulinidae.